UUUUUCCCCCCAAAGGGGCGUAUUUUUCAAGCCAUCUUGACUGAAUAUCUAGCUAGCUACAUCAACCUGACACAUCUUACAUAAUUUUAUGUAACAAUUAGUGUAUGUAUUUCCAGUUGAAAAAGUCUAAAUCACAGAUAUGUAACCAGGUCGAGUUUGAGCUUUUGUCUGAAGUCACCAUGGAGGACUGAAGUGCUGAAGAUGACGCUGUCGCCCCUGAAAUUACCGGCUAGCAAUGCCAUAGCUUGUUAUUAGGAGGUCCGUUUCGGUCGUAUUUCAACAUUAGCUACCUAAUAUUACCUUUCUCUGGCUCGCGCAUACCAUAGGAUCACGUUAAACAAGGUGGACUGAAGGAUGAUCAAUGGAAACAAGAUGCACCUGAGCUCAAUUUCGACUCAUAGCAAAGGGUCUGAAUGCUUGUGUAAAUAAGAACUCCGUCCUCCUCGCUGUCCUCCUCGCCCUCUCCAAUCUAGGAAGCUAGUGCAAACCCCCAUGAGGAGGCUGCGGAGGAGGGGAUGCAGGCCAGGAGUAGUUGGCCUUGAGAUGGGCAGGGGUAGAGGGAGGGGGAGGGGCAGGGACUCCAGUGUUCAGCUGCGGCCCCCUUCCCCCUAUAGACUGCAGCUAUCUCCAUCUAGAGAAACUUUGACCUAUGCUCAGGCCCAGAAGAUGGUGGAGGUGGACCUGGAUGGAAGGCUUCACAGGAUCAGCAUCACCGACCCUCUGCCAGUCAUCACAGAGGAUGAGAUGAUGGCUCAGGACAUUGUUGAGUGCAACAGUAACAAAGAGAACAGCGAACAAACCCAGAGCAGAGCCAGACCAGGGCGCAAACCUCCCAACCCAAAGGGCCGCAGGAGGGAAAGCAAAACCUCAUCUCACCAGAGCCGACGUUCUGGCAGUCAGCAGUACACUCAAAGCCACACCAAUUCCUCCCAACACCCUUCUCACCAAAGCCCUCUCCCCGAGCCAACCUUCCGCGUGCUUGACUGCCCGUGUCCUUUAGACACCCCUCCCCUACCUGUGGCCUACUACCGUUUUGUAGAGAAGUCAGGGGAGGAGCAGGACUGUGAGGCAGAGUACGACAUGGACGAGGAGGACCUGGCCUGGCUGGAGAUGGUCAACCAGAAGAGAGUAUCUGAUGGCCAUGCGUCCGUCUCCCCGGACACCUUUGAGCUGCUGAUCGACCGUCUGGAGAGGGAGUCCAUCCUGGAGUCACGGAGCCAGGCCCUGUCCCAGAGUGCCAUAGACGAGGACGCCUUCUGCUGCGUCUGCCUGGACGACGAGUGUCUCAACAGCAACGUCAUCCUAUUCUGUGACAUCUGCAACCUGGCCGUCCACCAGGAGUGUUACGGUGUUCCCUACAUCCCUGAGGGCCAGUGGCUGUGCCGCUGCUGUCUGCAGUCCCCCUCGCGCCCUGUGGACUGUGUGCUCUGCCCCAAUCGGGGAGGUGCCUUCAAACAGACUAGUGAUGGACGCUGGGCCCAUGUUGUCUGUGCCAUAUGGAUCCCAGAGGUGUGCUUUGCCAACAUGGUAUUCCUGGAGCCAGUGGAGGGGGUGAAGAACAUCCCCUCAGCCCGCUGGAAGCUCACCUGCUACCUGUGCAAGCAGAAAGGCCGGGGUGCGUCCAUCCAGUGCCACAAGGCCAACUGUUACAGGGCCUUCCAUGUCAGCUGUGCCCAGAAGGCUGGCCUCUUCAUGAAGAUCGACCCGGUCCGGGAGACUGGGGUCAACGGAACCACCUUCUCUGUGAAGAAGACUGCCUUCUGUGAGAAUCACUCCCCAGUCGGGUCACGGCGAGAUGGGUCAGGUGAUGAGGCUGUGGAGGGAAGGCUGGUGGGAGGCAGGGGGAACAGGGGUCAAAGGUCCUACACUCAGAGCCCCCCGGCACCGCCCAGUAAAAAGACUCCCAAAGGCCAGAAGAAGAAGAAAGGAAAGAAGAGCCUAGCUGGUCAGACGACCCGUCGCUCUGCUGUGCCUGUGCUGCUGGUGCCUCAAAUCCCCUCUCACAGGCUGAACAAGAUUUGCAUUGGGGUUGCUGUCCAGAGGAAGAACCAGUUCAUGCAGAGGCUUCACAACUACUGGUUGCUGAAACGUCAGUCCCGAAACGGCAUGCCUCUCAUCCGGCGUCUGCACUCGCAUCUGCAGGCUCACAAGACUGCUGAGCAGAGGGAACCAGAUGAGAAGCUUUGUGCGGCGAGGGAGGAGCUACGGUACUGGCAGAAGUUGCGGCAGGACCUGGAGAGAGCCCGGCUUCUGGUGGAACUCGUCCGCAAGAGAGAGAGACUAAAGAGAGAGCAGAUGAAACUUCAACAGGCUGCUCUGGAGCUGAAGUUGACCCCUGUGUUAAUACUGCUGCGUUCCACCCUGGACCAGCUUCAGGAGAAGGACACAGCACAAAUUUUCUCUCAGCCUGUCAAUCUAGCAGAGGUGCCAGACUAUCUGGAGUUCAUCUCCAAGCCCAUGGAUUUAUCCAGCAUGCGUGCCAAACUGGAGGCCCAUGCCUACUGCUCCACAGCCGACCUGGAGGGGGACUUUAACCUCAUGGUGUCCAACUGCCUGAGGUACAACUCCAAGGAGACCGCGUUCCACCAAGCCGCCCUGCACCUACGGGAGGUGGGAGGAGCCGUCCUCCGCCAUGCCCACAGACAGGCGCAGAGCAUCGGGUUGGACCCCAGCACGGGCAUGCACCUCCCAGACUCUCCCAACAAGCACGGCUUCUACCAAUGCACCUGGGAGGACGUGGACUCUCUCCUGGAUCCAGACAACAGGCUCCACCUGUCCACAGAGGAGCAGCUAAAGGCCCUGCUGGAAAAGCUGGACAUGGUGGCAUCCAUGCGCUCCAGUGGAGGACGAACCAAACGCAUCCGGCUGCUGCGUAGAGAGAUCAACACAGUCACGCACAAACAACAGCGCUCACAAUCGCACAACGGGAAAGAAGAAGAGGAAGAGGAAGAGGAGGAAGAAAAGGGAAAGAAGGACAAUGUGGAGAACAGUCCUUUAACAUCAGCCUCUACUCCGGGGAAAGAUGCCUCUCCACCAACACUAGAGCCUUCAUGCCCAGCGUCGUCCCCCCUGCAAGGCGAUGCCCCACCUGAGCCACCCGUACCGGGCCUUGUGACCGCAGGACGGAGGUCACCAGGGCGCUCUUACAAACGCCAGAGAUCCUCGCCGAGUGGGGGAAAAGGGCAGAGUGACGAUGAUGCUGAAGUUGAGGAGACAGCGACACCGUGCAAACAGAAGGACGAUUCUCAAAAGUUCUCUCCUUCACAGACUCCCAGUCCCCCCACUAACGCCUGUCCUUUGAUUGGAGUUGGCCGGCGGACAUCUGUUCUGUUCAAGAAAGCUAAAAAUGGAGCGAGACUGGCAAAGAUUAGAGCAGCUCAGUUACAGUAUGUAGGGACCACUGAGGGUAAAACCAAUGGAUUGGACAGUUCCCCCACCAUUACAAAACCUCCCAGUGAGACUGCCCUUUCCACCCCUGCCCCUCCCCCCACUCCCUCCUCACCGUCAUCCCACCGCCUGAGGUCCAGAAGGCCCAGCUCUGACAGCGAGGGAGACAAGCCCCUCCCCCUUAUCAAAGUGGAAGGCUUUACAAAUGGUCUAGGAAAGCACAAAGAUGACUCCUCAGACAUAGCAUCCAAUGACCAAAAACAUAGUGUCCCCCCGCCACCCAAACGCAGCCGUGGUAAACCAGCUCUGGCUAAAGUCCCAGAGAGCCAGAAUGGAGGCUCAGUUCAACAUCCCACAUCUUUGUGUUUGUGCUCAGGGGGAAGUAUGCUCUUGCCCUUUGAUAGUGACACCGAGCUCACACCCCUCGACCUGGUCUGGGCUAAGUGUCGUGGAUAUCCAUCAUACCCAGCAAUGGUUGUUGACUCAGACAUGCCUCAGGAAGGGCUUCUUCACAAUGGCAUCCCCAUCCCCGUGCCUCCUGGGGACGUGCUAAAACUGGGGGAGCGGAGGCAGAAGGAGACCGGGGAGAGGCACUACCUUGUGCUGUUCUUCGACACCAAAAGGACCUGGCAAUGGCUGCCACGGGACAAGUUGCUACAAAUGGGGAUGGAUGACACGGUGGACAAACUGCGCCUGAUGGAGGGCAAGAAGCCCAGCGUCCGCAAGUCUGUACACACGGCAUACGACCGUGCCAUGAUACACCUGAACCACGUUAUCAACCACGUCAAGGGGAACCUCACUUUCAACCCCUCCAAUUUUAUAUGAAGGAUUUUAGUGUCAGUCUGCAAAUCCACUGCAAACUGUCUGACUAGGACUGCUCAAACCCUCACCAAUAACACAAAUCUUCAGUGAGAAAAUAACAUUUUCUUCAUUCAUUUACUAGUAGGUGGACAUGGAAUUUGAGUGGUUCAAUAUACAGUUUUCUUAAAUAAUUAACUUUCUUCUCAAAUAAUGUUCCUAUUGGAUUGUCAACAUUGCUGUACACCAUUUUGCUAUGGGGAAACUUAAGUUAACAAUUCUAAUUUAGAAAAUAAAAGCAAAUGGAAUGGACAACAUUAUUGGCAGGAGCUCAUACUUUGUUGGCCAGCCUUUGGCUAAGUUAACUGAAAAAUAAUUAGCUUGCUGCACUGUUCUACUGGCAAUUUGUCCCACUCUUCAGCUGCAGACUGCUCCAAUUCUUCAAUGUUUGAGUGGUGCCGAUCUCUCCAUAGGUUUUUGAUGGGAUUCAGUUCUGGACUUAUCACUGGCCACUCCAGAACAGUUCACUGUUUUAUUCUUGAAACAUGCCUGGCUGCUUUUUGAUGUGUAUUUGAGUUGUUCUGCUGGAAGACCCACAACCUUCAACAGAGACCCAGUUUUUGGACACUGGGUUGAACAUCGUACUCAAACACCUGAUAAUCUCAUGAUUUGAUGAUGUUUUGUACACAUUCAAGGACCCCAGAGGAAGCAAAGCAACCCCAGGGCUUUCUUGUCAAUUUCAGGAGUGGGGUCUUCCUAUGUUUACCAAUGACCAAAUUAAGCAUUCAAAGAAAAGAACACCCUCACUAAAAUCAAACAUGGGGAAGGUUCGAUAAUGCUGUGGGGUUGCUUUGACGCCUCUGGUACGUAGGGCCUUGAAUGUUUGCAAGGUGUUUUGGAGUACGGUGUUCAACUCGGUGUCCAAAAACUGGGUCUCUUUUGAAGGGUGCGGGUCUUCCAGCAGGACAAAAACCCAAACACACAUCAAAAAGCACCCAGGAAUGGUUCAACAAUAAGCACAGGAAUGUACUGGAGUCCAGAUCUGAAUCCCAUCAAAAACCUAUGGAGAGAUCUGAAAACAGCAGUUGGUGGAAGGCACGACUCAAACAUUACAGAAUUGGAGCAGUCUGCAGCUGAAGAGUGGGCCAAAUUGCCACUAGAAAGGUGCAGCAAGAUCAUCUAUGGUGUUAUUUUGCAGUCAACUUGGCCAAAGGCUGUGCGACCAAGUAUUAGCUUGUAGAUGCCAAUAAUGUUGUCCAUGGUAUUUUGCUUUUAUUUUCAGGAAAAAAAAUGUAAACUGAAGCCCCCCCCUUCUUUUUCUUUAAGAAAAGUGCAAGGGUGCCAAUAUACACUGCUCAAAAAAAUAAAGGGAACACUUAAACAACACAAUGUAACUCCAAGUCAAUCACACUUCUGUGAAAUCAAACUGUCCACUUAGGAAGCAACACUGAUUGACAAUACAUUUAACAUGCUGUUAACCGCUACCUCCGCCUUUGUGCAAGGAGGUGCACUGCCAGAGCCCUGCAAAAUGACCUCCAGCAGGCCACAAAUGUGCAUGUGUCAGCAUAUGGUCUCACAAGGGGUCUGAGGAUCUCAUCUCGGCCCUCAUACCACCCUCAUGGAGUCUGUUUCUGACCGUUUGGGCAGACACAUGCACAUUUGUGGCCUGCUGGAGGUCAUUUUGCAGGGCUCUGGCAGUGCACCUCCUUGCACAAAGGCGGAGGUAGCGGUCCUGCUGCUGGGUUGUUGCCCUCCUACGGCCUCCUCCACGUCUCCUGAUGUACUGGCCUGUCUCCUGGUAGCGCCUCCAUGCUCUGGACACUACGCUGACAGACACAGCAAACCUUCUUGCCACAGCUCACAUUGAUGUGCCAUCCUGGAUGAGCUGCACUACCUGAGCCACUUGUGUGGGUUGUAGACUCCGUCUCAUGCUACCACUAGAGUGAAAGCACCGCCAGCAUUCAAAAGUGACCAAAACAUCAGCCAGGAAGCAUAGGAACUGAGAAGUGGUCUGUGGUCACCACCUGCAGAACCACUCCUUUAUUGGGGGUGUCUUGCUAAUUGCCUAUAAUUUCCACCUGUUGUCUAUUCCAUUUGCACAACAUCAUGUGAAAUUUAUUGUCAAUCAGUGUUGCUUCCUAAGUGGACAGUUUGAUUUCACAGAAGUGUGAUUGACUUGGAGUUACAUUGUGUUUAAGUGUUCCCUUUAUUUUUUUGAGCAGUGUAUUUGGCUGCAACUACCUAAAUGAGUGAUGAUCUGGUUGACUCUGACCUUUUUUAGGGGGAAUGUUAUAAUUUGGGAAAUUGGGGGGAAAUGUGAAAGGAGGAGUUCCUAAAAGAUGGAUUGUAGGAUAUAUAUUUUUUAAGAUAAAAUCUGAUUACUCAUUGUGAUUACUUUUUAGUACUUUACACAACCACUCUGUUGCAAUGAGUCUAGUAAUAAUAUACAUUUUGUUUUAGCCCGAAGUCAAUCAAGACAAAGAAAGUCAUUGUAUAUAUUUUAUCCUCAAAGGGGAUUUGAUUGAUUCAAAGCAUAUUCAGAUUUAUCAUUGAAAUGCCAUGCUUCUUAUACAUUUUUACACAUUGAUGCUAUUUCUGGUUUUAUUUCUUUUAUAUGAAAUGGUGGUGGUGUGCUUGUUGCAGCUAUUUGAUGGAACAGGACUUUUGAAUGUCUAGUCAUGACUUAGGAAAUGGGUCACUGCAACCAUUUCAAUAAGGUCAAUAACUUGGGAUUCCAGUCCGUGGCAAGAUGUGAUUUGCAAACCCUCCAAUGACUUGAAAAGCACAAUGUUAGUUUGAAAUGGUUUGUAGAUUGAGCUCUGAAGCCAUAGGUAUGAAGAAAAAAAAUGAAAAACACUUGGUUAUGUGCAUAUAGAAGCAAUGCAUAUUUGUAUAUAUGUAAAUGUCUGUGUUUAUAAUACACAAAGUAAUUUAAGGAAUGCAAAAAAAAUCUAAAUAUUAGAUUUUAAUUUAUAAUGUGACAAUUGAGUCUGUUAUUUAAAAAAAAAAAAUAUUUAAAAAGAUGUAGGAAGCUUUGUAGCUCUUUGUAUCAAUGUUUCCUAGUGGUCAGUUGGCACAAAACCCUGUAGUUGUCUAGGCAUAAGUGCACUAGCCUACUAGACUGUUUAUUAGGUGGCACAAAGGAGUUCUGGAUCUUGUCAUUUGAAUUAUACCACAAGAUCUACAAUCUGUCAAACAAUAUUUUCUCAAAUAAAUAUUGUUUAAAACA
Salvelinus fontinalis (brook trout) is the source of this 7414-nucleotide messenger RNA. Its product is annotated as bromodomain and PHD finger-containing protein 3-like. The record is from RefSeq and is a predicted model, not a curated record. The transcript has 14 exons. Bases 493 to 4212 code for a protein of 1239 amino acids. Gene Ontology annotation, cellular component: MOZ/MORF histone acetyltransferase complex. Lineage: Eukaryota; Metazoa; Chordata; Actinopteri; Salmoniformes; Salmonidae. Gene Ontology annotation, biological process: regulation of transcription by RNA polymerase II. Gene Ontology annotation, molecular function: protein binding.